GCAACCCAACAACCUCGACCGUAUGACACCAUCUCCGGGAAAUUGCAGCACCUUGUCCCCGUGCUCGAUUCAGAAGCUCUAGCAAUCACUAUAUAAUAGGCCUCAAGCAACGAUGAAUCCACGCCAUUCGAUUCAUCUUGUUUGGAAUCAUGAAGUUCUCUGCUUUUGUGUCUCUUGCUUUCCUUGCCUUUGGGACGGCCAAUGCUGGGAUCAUUAUCCGUCCUCGUACCGAAGCUGACUCUGGCAGAGGAUUUGACAAUGGUCUGAAAGCCUACCAGGCUCGUCAGGAAGACAUUGACUCCGUAGCCCCUUACGAUAAUGGACCAAGCACGUAUUGGGUCCGUGGUGUCGAAGAAUCUAGCCCCUAUGAUAAUGGACCUGAUACUUAUUGGGUGCGCGAUAUUAAGGCCCGUGAGGAAGGUGUCGACUCUGCUGUCCCUUAUGCGAGCGGGCCUGAAUCUUAUUGGGUACGAGAUGUCAAGGCUCGUCAGCCAGAGAUUGCUUCUUGAAAUAGACACUGCUGUCCCGUAUGGUGGUGGGCCGGACACUUAUU
This is a messenger RNA of Guyanagaster necrorhizus, 553 nucleotides long. RefSeq lists its product as uncharacterized. NCBI's taxonomy places the organism in Eukaryota, Fungi, Basidiomycota, Agaricomycetes, Agaricales, Physalacriaceae. The transcript has 12 exons. The record is from RefSeq and is a predicted model, not a curated record. Bases 150 to 509 code for a protein of 119 amino acids.